AUGGUGUGUCUUAGGGUAAUUGUUCAAGGGGGUAAAACAGGUGAAAGGAACUGUGGAACAAAACACUAUUUAUCAAAGCAUCACCAGUGUACUACAUGUGGAAAAGGUUUUGCAAAGAAAAAUCACCUCAUUAUUCAUCAGAGAAUCCAUACGGGAGAAAGGCCUCACCAGUGUUCUACAUGUGGAAAAGGGUUUGUUCAGAAAAGUACUCUCAUCAGGCAUCAGAGAACCCAUACUGGAGAAAAGCCUCACCAGUGUACUUUUUGUGGGAAAGGCUUUACAGAGAAACGUGAUCUCAUCAGGCAUCAGAGAACCCAUACUGGGGAAAGACCUCACCAGUGUGCUACAUGUGGAAAAGGCUUUAGACAGAAAAGUGCCAUCAUCAGCCAUCAGAGAAUCCAUACCGGAGAAAGGCGUUACCAGUGUGCUACAUGUGGAACAGGGUUUACACGAAAAAAUGACCUCAUUAUUCAUCAGAGAAUCCAUACCGGAGAAAGGUCUUACCAGUGUGCCACAUGUGGAAAAAGCUUUGCACAAAAAAGUGAUCUCAACAGGCAUCAGAGAACCCAUACUGGAGAAAGGCCUCAUCAAUGCACUACAUGUGGGAAAGGGUUUACACGGAAAUUUCAUCUCAUUACUCAUGAGAAAAGCCAUACUGGAGGAAGGGGUUACCUUUGUACCACAUGCGGAAAAGGAUUUGCCAAUAAAGGUAAUUUGAACAGUCAUCAGAAAUAUCAUACUGGUGAAUGGCCUCACCAGUGAACUACAUUUGGAAAAACGUUUAUGCAGAAAAUCACCUCAUUGUUCGCCAGAGAACCCAUACUGGAGAAAGGGCUUACCAGUGUGCCACAUGUGGCAAAGGCUUUGUACAAAAAGGUGAUCUCAACAGGCAUCAGAACAUUCUCAUUGAGUACAACUAACACUUGACUUCUGUAAUAAGUUAGAUAACCCAGCGUCUUUCCACACAUACACACAAAUGGAAACUUCUUUCACAGUGUUAUAGUUGUAUUUAUUUUAAUUUUAUUUCUAUGCAUUGUACAACUUGAUUACUUAAUUACAAUUUGAAAAUCCCUCAGACAUG
Molecule: messenger RNA, 1081 nt
Organism: Engraulis encrasicolus (European anchovy)
Lineage: Eukaryota; Metazoa; Chordata; Actinopteri; Clupeiformes; Engraulidae
Product: zinc finger protein 239-like
Exons: 2
Coding region: 1-762 (253 amino acids)
Biological process (GO): regulation of transcription by RNA polymerase II
Cellular component (GO): chromatin; PcG protein complex; transcription regulator complex
Molecular function (GO): RNA polymerase II cis-regulatory region sequence-specific DNA binding; DNA-binding transcription factor activity, RNA polymerase II-specific
Source: RefSeq, a predicted model, not a curated record